AUUUAGCUCUGACUGCGGUACAUAGGCUGUACCGUUAUAACAGUUAGACAUGGCUUCUAAAACAACCCGGGUCCUUCUCAAGAGAUAAAGAUACCUUGGCGUCGAAUAAUGACCUGUGAAGAAACCACCGAGUUCCUCGAUGAAGACGAGGAAGAGUUUGGAUGGAGAGAGUUACCGGACCUGCUUCUCGAGGAAAUCUUUCGUCUGCUCGAUCCGAAAGACCGACAUCAAGCUUCACAAGUGUGUCAUCGGUGGCACAAAAUGUUCUACUCUCCCAGGGUGUGGGACACCUUUAUCCUGAAGGAACGAACCCUUACGAGGAGACUCUUCAACCUUUACAGGGGCUACCAGAGAGAAUUGGAUCCGAGGAAGACGCAUUUCAUGUUGACAAGGGUCGGAUCUUACUUCAAGAAAGUCAUCGUCACCGACAUAGCAGAUUUUUACAACCUACACGAAUUCCUACGCGUCUUGACCUUCUUUCUGGAAUACUACGACGAGUGUCCGAUGACACAGUUGAAGAGCUUUGAUUUUACGUUUCACUGUGAAGAGCGAGGGAUGACAGGACUGAUCGUACACGGUACAGGAGGUAAGAUCCUGGAAGAGUUGAUACAGCUCGUACAAGUCCUAGGCAACCUUCGCGAACUGAAGAUGAAUCAACUUCUUCUGGAAGCCAAGGACGCACCCGGUUUGUUUGAAGCCAUCGCCAAAAACUGCAUCGACACCUUAACCUAUCUAGAGAUCCUGAACUACACGAAGAUUCCGUGCCCCAUGCCAGAGAUGGCGCAGUUCUGGACCUUAAGCCGACUGGUGGUGUCCCCCCAGCAGCUGAGUGAUGAGGUGGUGCUACUUCUGGCUGGCACAUGCCUUGUGGACCUCCGGAUAGUGCAGGAUACUUAUACCUGUCCGUGUGUCCCCGUGUCUGGGAUGGCUUGGUGUGAGCUUUCCACUAUGGCGCCCUUCUUGAAGGUACGUCUAGAGUGCCGAGGGAGAACAAAAGAGGAUGUGAUGGUCCAACCCCAUGCCCCCGUGUCUGCAGUUGUUUACUCCACACCCUACUCCAAAAUCAGCUCAAACGUCACGCUGGAUAUUUCGGAAAAUUACAAAUACUCCCUGCAGGUUUUCGUUCACCAAAGGUUGCCUCGUGUUCACGGCUCGCGCUCCUUCCACGAGCGAGGCGACGCGAACCUUGUCAUGCUUUCCAGACAGUGUGAAAAACUACAAAUUCUUGUGGUCAAAGAGCGUCUAUCGACGGCGACAAUUCUCCUCGUGGUCAAAAAUGCCAAGUCGCUUAAUCGGCUGUAUGUUCGCCAGAACGCCAUCUUGAAGAAAUCGGACUGGCCGAAAUCUGCCGAAUGGUCGGAUGAGUUUUAUCGAUGGUUGAGGACAUCGUCUUUGUCGCUGGACCUCUUCAUAGCGGAAGUAUCUCAGAUGAUUGGAUAUAAAUGGCGCCCUCUCACAGAUGAAGAGUUCAAGCAAAUCGACGUGUGACAUAAAGUGAAAGAAUACAAAGAAUGAAGUGAACGGGACUGUGUAAAACUACGUUUGUUACUUUACCUUUUUCACUGCAUUAAGUACAGUCAAGUGCUUGAACUCUAAGGUGGGCUAAAGGACCACCUUGGCGGUUCUGGAUGCCAACAAUUUGACACCAAUUUAUUUUUCACUGUUAGUUUUCACCGUUACACGAAAUUCUUACAAAGCAUAUAAGUGUAAUAUGUUCUUAUGGAUAUAAGAGAGCUAUUCCAACAUUUAAUUUAGGGUUAGGGGUGAAAAAUUAUUAUACUAAAACUGGCCCAUCAAGCACACCUUGGGUUUCAAGCAUUUGAAUGCAUUUAAAUUUGUAGACUAUAUAGAGAGCGAAUUUAGGUAAACAUGUAGUUCAGAUGUAGUUUUCAGUAAUCUUUCCUUUGACGUUUCGUUCACUUUUUGGUUUACGUAUUGCGACACUAAUGUUUGUCAGCUGUGCCAGGAAAUUUGAUAAAUAUCAAACGGUGAUUAACAUCGAUGCAUAAAAAUAUGCUAAUUUUUUUUCUUAAGCCGGUGUACUAACCAGUGAAACCUGAUAACAGAUUUAUAAAGGUUUCAAGCUCACAGAAUGUUGUAUUCAAAGAUGUAAAGAUUCAAAGAUUUAAGUGAGGCUAAAUUUGUUUAAUAUGGCUCGAUCCGAUCACAAGAUUUAGUAUAAUCUCAUCCUCGAAAAUCGAAAGUGCUCAUUACAACUGCAGUUAAUUAUCAUUCAACGUUGACUUUAUAUCUUUAGUCAAAAACUUUUUAUGUAGCAUCCGCGCUUUGUCCUGUCCAGUUUAUCCCAUUUCCAACCAUUUCACCUCAAGGGUGUUUUGCACAUUUGAUAUCUCCUGCCAUUCACCGAAACAUUCCCGUGCUUUUUCUAUAUGUCUUAAUAUAUUCGAGGCCAACAUUUUCCACGACUGCCCAUCCAUAAAUGUAUACAUGUGUGAUGAAUGAACUGCGGUAUACUCCGUUUUCCUGAAGGUGGGUUGUCCAUAUUCCCCGCACAAGAGACAUGUACUCCUCUCACAUGGUAUGACAUCGCAUGACGACGUGAACGACACUGAAAAUGCGGACGGAAAGUCUGGUGUUUCAUACGCGAACACUUUAUACUAACGGACUGUCUUCGAAGUGGUUGUGAUAUUUAAAGAUGAAGAUUUACAGAAUGAAAACAGGGAGUUUUCAUUGUACACUCGUACGCAUAUAGAACGAAUAGCCAGAAUGCCCGUUGAUAUGGUUGUUGCAGUCUCGGAUUGAAAGAAAAUGGAUAUUUUUGAAGAUAUUUCUGAUGUAUAUAAUUGGACAAAUCUGUUGUGUAUGCAUUAGGCAUGGAUUGUUAUGUUUAUUGGCUAGUAAUAUCUUUUAUUUGCAAAAGUUGAACAAGAAAUAAAUAUCUAAAAAUAGAAGCAAAAAACACUUUUCUACGAAGUUGCAUGGAUAGUGCAUUCUUCUAUGUAAUUUAGGUAUCAGAUGACCUUCGCUAAGAAUUUUAUGGAACUGUUAAAAUACAAAACAAUUUUGCUGUAAAAUAAUGCUGCGGUCAAUAAUGUCCUCUUGAUAGUAAACCAGUGUCCCCUGUAAACCUUUUUUACCUUGUCUUUGGUAUGCAUUUGUGACGUUUCUACAUCAAAUUUGACGGCACAAGCAUAUGCAUAAAACUGUAGCGUAAAGAAGGGUAUUACACCUUACAUUAAAGAGAGUUAUUACAAUGUGAGAAUAAACGGCAUUUAUUCUCAUGGUGUUAGUACAUUGUUAUGAGCAGAACGAAGCUUGAACGAAUUUGAAGAUGUUCUGCUAAGCUCAAUUUUACACAGGCCAACAUAAUUUUAUUCUCUUGAGGCAAACGCUUCAAAUUGCCGUAUUACGUUAACUUUGAGAGACUCGGAUGGUUCAUGGUUAGCAGUGAGCGUCAUUUACUGCAUGGUGUAGUUAAAAAUGUACAAAAAAAAGAAUCAAUAGUCCCGCUAUAUGAAACGAAUAACUAUGUUAUAUGACUGAUGGUUUCGAUACUUACGAUGGAUUACGUAAUAUAUAGGUAGAAAAUUAUGUAUAUUAACACUCACUUCUCAUUUUGGGAUCUCCUGUUGUGAUUAUUGUUUUCUUUAUUGAUUACAUCUUGUGUAAGAUGUAAGAUUUUAUGUGUAUUGUUGGAAAUCUCAACCACGUUAUUUGGAUUUUCAACGCUAUAUGCAGGAAGCUUAAAAGGUAUACUUUUAAAGUUUCUAGCUUUGGGUGAUAGUACAUGGGCUUGAUAGUACAUGUAUUUUGUCAUGUUAAGGGUUUUUAUGCAAAACUUAUUGACUUCCUAAGUAUCGGUACGUAUGUUGAUUCCCUUGGUCGGAAUGUCCAAUACGGUAUACACGGUUGUCAACAUUAUUAAUAAAAUAAAGGUCGUCAG
This is a messenger RNA of Liolophura sinensis, 3904 nucleotides long. RefSeq lists its product as uncharacterized. The record is from RefSeq and is a predicted model, not a curated record. The transcript is spliced from 2 exons. NCBI's taxonomy places the organism in Eukaryota, Metazoa, Mollusca, Polyplacophora, Chitonida, Chitonidae. Gene Ontology annotation, molecular function: protein binding. The coding region runs from base 109 to 1488 and encodes 459 amino acids.